This is a messenger RNA of Capsella rubella, 905 nucleotides long. Its product is annotated as peptidyl-prolyl cis-trans isomerase FKBP20-1. Gene Ontology annotation, cellular component: cytoplasm. The coding region runs from base 219 to 791 and encodes 190 amino acids. Gene Ontology annotation, biological process: protein peptidyl-prolyl isomerization. Gene Ontology annotation, molecular function: peptidyl-prolyl cis-trans isomerase activity. The record is from RefSeq and is a predicted model, not a curated record. The transcript has 6 exons. NCBI's taxonomy places the organism in Eukaryota, Viridiplantae, Streptophyta, Magnoliopsida, Brassicales, Brassicaceae.
CGAAAGCAUCGGAUUAGAGAAGAAGAAGAAGAAGAAGAAGAAGAAGAAGAUUCUCAGGACAGCUCCACUCUCGACUAAUUUGGACAGUAUAUGGCCACCGAUCUCCUCUACUUCAAUCUCUUUCCUGUUAUCACUUCUUCACUCCACUCCCCGCUUCUUCCGUUUUACUAUUCGAUCGAUCUUUCUUCAAAUCAGAUUUCUUUGAAGCUUUGAAAGCUAUGGGUGAUGCAAUUGAUUUGAGUGGAGACGGUGGCGUCUUGAAAGAGAUUGUAAGGAGAGCCAAACCUGAUGCUAUUUCACCUUCUGAUGAUCUUCCUGUUGUCGAUGUUCACUAUGAGGGUAUAUUUGCUGAAGACGAAAAGGUCUUUGACACUACACGCGAAGACAAUCUUGUUUUCUCCUUUGAGUUAGGAACAGGCAGUGUUAUCAGAUCUUGGGACAUUGCUCUUAAAACCAUGAAGGUUGGAGAAGUUGCAAAAAUCACAUGUAAGCCAGAGUAUGCUUACGGAAGAGCAGGGUCUCCUCCUGAUAUCCCACCUGAUGCAACUUUGAUUUUCGAAGUGGAAUUGGUUGCUUGUAGACCGAGGAAAGGUGCUAGUGUUGGCAGUGUUUCUGAGGAGAGAGCCAGACUAGAAGAUCUGAAGAAGCAGAGGGAGAUUGCUGCAGCUGCUAAAGAGGAUGAUAAGAAAAAGAGAGAAGAAGCAAAAGCUGCAGCAGCUGCUAGGAUUCAAGCUAAGCUAGACGCUAAGAAAGGUCAAGGCAAAGGAAAAGGCAAAGGCAAAGCUAAAUAAUGUGAUAGCAAAAUAAAAAAAAGGACAAGUGAAUGUAUUUCUUGGAUACCAUUUCGUGAUUUAGCUUUGGACUUAAUCAAACUGUUUUAAAAAAGGCAGAGUCAUCAUCAAUCA